UCUGGGGCAGAGUUUUGAGAAUUAGGCCUGGCCCAGGAACCUCAGUUAAGGUAGACAGUGAGGGAAGGGAGACAAGGACCCUAGUCUGCCCCGGAACUGUUAGGAAAAAAAAAAAAAAAAAGCGGAAACGACUGGAAAGGGGUGUGGAUGGGGAGGGGUCUAAGGUCAAACCACCUAACUUGGGGAAAUUUGUUAGGUAAUUGCUCAAGGACUUUCAGUAUUGACCUGGGGGAAAGCUACCGGGUGGAAGCGAGAAUUACUUCAUUGUAAGCUUAGAGACCUGGAAGGGGAAGUGACUUGUUGGAGGCCACAGGCAGGUGGCCUUGUUUGCAUCAUCACACUCUGGAUCCAGACUUUGCCUCUGCAUCAAUCCCAGGCUCCUUGCUUCCCUUCCGCCCCCUUUCCAAUGUUACCUAGCCAUGUCUGUCCCCAGCAGUGUGGUCUUUCUGUCCUUGUCUCCUGAGUGGGCCUGUGGGCCAGUGCUAUGGAGAGGCUUUACCAGACACAGGAAUGCCCUAGGAAGGGACAGAGUCCAGCCCCUAGGAGCGCCCCUAUUCCCAGGACCUCUGCAGCCAUCCCAGCCUGAGCUAACACUUGUGUCAGGGUCUGCUGGCAGGCGUCUGCCUCUGCCACAGGCUUGCCCUCUUGUAUCCCCAGAUAACCAUCUCCUGGAGAAGGCUGAACUGCUAGCCAAGUUCUCAGGAAAGCUGCAGUCAGAACCAAAGGAUGCCUCCUCCACCCCACAUCAGGACUCCUGGGGGGAGUUCUCAGGGCCUGUCCCUGACCAGGUCUCGUCAGCAGCAUCUCUGAGGGUGAAGUGGCAGGAGGAGGAGAAGGGGCUGCAGCUGGUCUGUGGUGAGAUGGCCUACCAGGUCGUGAAGAAGAGAGAAGCCCUAGAAACCCUGCAGUCACAGCUGGAGGAGCGGCGGGGCCGGCUGGAGGCCCUGCAGGCCUGCGUGCGGCAGCUACAGGAAGCGAGAGCACGCGAGUCCCAGCAGCUCAAAGACCGGCGGGCGGAGAACGCGGCGCAGAGGGAAGCCUACGAGGCGCUGCGCGAGCAAGCUGCGCACCAGGAGGCGGCACUGCGCAGGCUCCAGGAGGAGGCGCGCGACCUGCUGGAGCGGCUCGUGCAGCGUAAGGCGCACGCCGCCGCCGAGCGCAAUCUGCGGAAUGAGCGCCGAGAGAGGGCCAACCAGGCUCGGGUGUCUCAGGAGCUGAAGAAAGCGGCUAAGCGGACUGUGAGCAUCAGCGAGAUCCCAAACUCUUUAGAAGGUGGGACCAAGGAAGAGGCUGUGACUCUAGCUCCUGCUGCUAAGCCCGAGUUCCUGGAGAGUGAGACUUGUGAAAAAUGGAAGAGGUCUUUCAGGUCUGCCUCAGCCACCUCUCUGACACUGUCCCGCUGUAUGGAUGUGGUGAAGGGGCUGCUGGACUUCAAGAAGAGGAGAGGUCACUCAGUGGGGGGUGCACCUGAGCAGCGGUACCAAGGCAUCCCCAUGUGUGUGUCUGCCCAGAUUCCUACCCAGGCUCAGGAUAUCUUGGAUGCCCAUCUCUCUGAGGUCAAUGCUGUUUGUUUUGGCCCCAACAUCAGCCUCCUGGCCACUGGAGGGGCUGACCGGCUUAUCCACCUCUGGAAUGUUGUGGGAGGUCGUCUGAAGGCCAACCAAACCCUGGAAGGAGCUGGUGGCAGCAUCACCAGUGUGGACUUUGACCCCUCAGGCUCCCAGGUUUUGGCAGCUACUUACAACCAGGCUGCCCAGCUCUGGAAGGUGGGAGAGACACAAUCCAAGGAGACGCUGUCUGGACACAAGGACAAAGUGACGGCUGCCAAAUUCAAGCUAACAAGGCACCAGGCAGUGACUGGGAGCCGAGACCGGACAGUGAAGGAGUGGGACCUGGGCCGCGCCUACUGUUCCAGGACUAUCAAUGUACUCUCCUACUGUAAUGACGUGGUAUGCGGGGACCACAUCAUCAUCAGUGGCCACAAUGACCAGAAGAUCCGGUUCUGGGACAGCAGGGGACCCAACUGUAUCCAGGUCAUCCCUGUACAGGGCCGGGUGACCUCCCUGAACCUCAGCCAUGACCAGCUCCAUCUGCUUAGCUGUUCCCGAGACAAUACACUCAAGAUCAUCGACCUGCGAAUCAGCAAUAUCCGACAGGUGUUCAGGGCAGAUGGCUUCAAGUGCAGUUCUGACUGGACCAAAGCUGUGUUCAGCCCUGACAGAAGCUAUGCACUGGCAGGCUCCUCAAAUGGAGCCCUGUACAUCUGGGAUGUGAACACCGGGAAACUGGAGAGCAGCCUACAGGGACCCCACUGCACUGCCGUCAAUGCCGUGGCCUGGUGCAUCUCUGGGAACCAUGUUGUGAGUGUGGACCAAGGCAGGAAGGUGGUGCUCUGGCACUAGGGGCACCACUGCCCUGUAUGGGUUGGACUCUGAAGCCAGAAGCCGGAGAACAGCUUCCUUCUGCUCAAGAUCCCAGAGCCAGGGUUGGGGUCGCUGUAGAUUUCAUGCGAGGGCCUGGCAGGACCUGGCCUGUUUGUUGAAAUCAAAGUGUGCGUUAGGAACUACGAUGUUAAAGAACCUAUGUUUACUCUCUUCAGAGUGCUAAAAAUUGUAUCUAAGCAUGUCUUGCCUCUUUGAAGCAUUUGGGGGUACAGGGAGACUUAGGCUUGGCCUCUUCUUUGUCCAUAGAGCUUGUGCAACUUCUGCCUGGGUGAGGGGCUGUUUCAGCCUAGCUAUGGGAUAGCAUGAAGAGGCCCAAGCAGCAGUAAAAUUCACCCUUUCCAUCAGGACCUCUGUGGGCCUGGGCCUGAUGGAGGGUGAAUAGACUAGAGUGAUAUCAGAAUACUCGCUCCGAGGACUGCCUGGAGACCAGGACCAUGGCCUGGCCUGCAGUUCCAUCUUCCAGAUGGCAGGUGGCCUCCUCCUGCCACUGCCUCCCUUACGUGUUACCUCUGCCCCUCACAUCACUGGGGUUUCUGUUUGGUGCUUCUCUAAAGGUGCCUUUACUCCCCUAGUCUUGUCCUCACCAGAACCCAGUGUUCUUAGCUUUUGUUGUUGUUUUGGACAGGGCCACGUUAUGUAACCCCCCUGGUCAGCCUCAGUCCUGGGAUGGCAGUCAUUUUCAGCCCCAGCCCUCAGGCAGGGUCAGCGUGGGCACAAGUCCCCCUUUGCCUUCCGAGAACUGCAGCACUUUGGUGUUCUUCACAUGCUUCUUCCUCUGCCUUCAGUGUCCAUGUCCCUCCCACGGCAAUUCAGGUUGUCUUUUGGGAUCCCCUUAUCAACAGCUUACCCUCACCUGCCAGGCUGGGUAAGAGGCCGUGAUCCCCCACUUCCAGUUUGCCUCCCUUCUUAAAAAUGAAGAGUAGGAAUAGUACUUCUUGCAUCCAGGCCUGGCUCAGAAGCCACAGGAAAUGCUUCCCGAGUGGUCAUACUCUCUUGCUUCGCAACUUCAGCAGUCAAAGGUUCCAGGAAUGGGACAUUCCAGCAGUUCAAACUGUCAGCCUUGGCCCAGCCCCUUGGCGCAGCUCAGUGGCCACCAGGGGUCACUAGUUGCCUGGUCAGCAGAAGGUUUUUGUUUUUUGUUUUCCGGGGCCUUUCUUCCGGGAAAGCGUAACGCUGCCAGUAGCCACUGUUAUUGAGGAUCACCCAGGCCUCAGCCUUGCUCUGCUCUCGGCAGCCUUAUUCCUCCCCAGCACUUGUGCUAGACCAUCUACAGGUGAGAAAAGAGAGGCCUGAAGCUUGUCCUUCAAGGCCACACAGCUACUAAGACAUCUGGGUGGUUCUGCACCACACCUCACAGCCGUUUAUUUUGGAACAGCCUCAAAAGGACCUUGAACAAAUGACUCUCCUGCCUGUGCCUCCAUCUCCCAAGUGCUGCCAUUACAGAGGUGUGCCCCACCCAAUACGGUACUGGCACUGAACCUCGGCUAUAUGUGGGUCAGGAAGGCACUCUACCAACUACGUCCUCAAUCCACAGCCUCCUUUUCUUUUUAGAAAUUUAUUUUCUGUUGGAGUAUUUUGCCUGCAUGGAAGUAAGUGCACUGUGUGUGCCUGGUGCCCACAGGGGACAGAUCCUCUUAGACUGAAGUUAUAGAUGGUAUGAGCUACCAAGUAGCUGCUGGGAACCGAACCCUGAUCUUCUGCAAGAGCACGUGCUCUUAACUUCUGAACCAUAUAAAACCAAAAUCUCAAGGGUGGAGGCUCCCGAAUGGGCAGGGCUCCUUCACCAGGGGUACAUGGAGGCGUGCCUAACCUUACUCUCCCAAAUGCUAGAGCCAAGUUCAGUAGAGGCACUGGCCUAGCCUUGUGGAAACCAGGUUGGUGGCUGCUCCCACUCUUGCCACAGUGGCCCUCAGGCUGUGUGUCCCCUCCCCACUGUGGACCGUCUCACAGGGGCUGACCCACAGAUUUGAGGGCUGCUGGCUGAACUGCCCAGGCUCAAGCCUUACUGCUUCUAAGACCCCACAGAAAAGAGACAAGUCCUGGUGUAGGGAUCCUAUUGCUAGUCCUAGCUCAAGCCUAUUCUUGAGUCUGUCCCACAAGAUGUGAGCCCCCUAGUUCCCUGUGGGUGGCCGCUGCAGGAAUCCUGACCUCAGGUGUAGGCCCACUUAUGAGGUUCAGACAUACCAUGGGUACCAUGUCUGCUGGAAGUACACCCACUAGUCACUGUCUUUAGUUCAUCUGUGUAUUAUCUUAUUUAAUCCUCCUGGAUCUGCGACAAUUGAUAUUUUCUUCUCACAAGUUACUGAUGAGGAAGGGCCCAGACUUAGGUCAUGGCAGGCAAAUCCAUGCAUGGCAGGGGUUGGUGCCCAUGGGUCUUCACCUAGUUCUUCCCCUGCCCCUUCCUGGUGUGUUUGGCACACACACAAGCCUGUGGUCCUCGCUCACAGGUUCCUUUUUUUAUGCAUCAGGGUUAACAUUCCAAAAACAUGUUCCCUGACUACCACUCUAAGGAAGAGAGGAACAUGAAGGAGUCCUGUGUGUUUUCUUGGCCACUGGUCCACAGGCAAAUAGUCCAGGAACAAGACACGCCUUGGUGUUCUCGUGGUUUUUGGCAGCUCAUGCUUUUACAAAGCAAACCCAGCAAGGGGGAAACUAAACUGGUGAUGUCAAGUUGCAGGAUUUCAGGGAAAAUGUCAAUUUUCCCCUUCCUGACCUGAAAUUUAUGUAAUUUGGUUCUAUUUCUGGCAUAUAUGUAUAUAUACCAACUUAAACUAAAUAAAUGCAGAGAUUUAGUGUGGA
Psammomys obesus (fat sand rat) is the source of this 5243-nucleotide messenger RNA. It is a transcript of the gene Atg16l2, whose product is annotated as autophagy related 16 like 2. The transcript is spliced from 17 exons. Gene Ontology annotation, biological process: negative stranded viral RNA replication; autophagosome assembly. The record is from RefSeq and is a predicted model, not a curated record. The coding region runs from base 420 to 2402 and encodes 660 amino acids. Gene Ontology annotation, molecular function: protein binding. NCBI's taxonomy places the organism in Eukaryota, Metazoa, Chordata, Mammalia, Rodentia, Muridae. Gene Ontology annotation, cellular component: autophagosome membrane.